This is a messenger RNA of Microdochium trichocladiopsis, 2085 nucleotides long. Its product is annotated as fungal-specific transcription factor domain-containing protein. Gene Ontology annotation, molecular function: zinc ion binding; DNA-binding transcription factor activity, RNA polymerase II-specific. The coding region runs from base 1 to 2085 and encodes 694 amino acids. Lineage: Eukaryota; Fungi; Ascomycota; Sordariomycetes; Xylariales; Microdochiaceae. Gene Ontology annotation, biological process: regulation of DNA-templated transcription. The transcript is spliced from 4 exons. The record is from RefSeq and is a predicted model, not a curated record.
AUGGCUUUCGAAAUGACCUUGGACCUCAGCCGCCCGGUUCAGCUGUCGUCCUUCCAGCAGCCGCCGCCGCUCGGCCAUACACAGCAAGGCGGCCCUGGCGGCGGGCCGUCCGCUCCACUGCCGCCGGCGAAACGGCACUGCUGGGAAUGUCUCCGCCGCCGCCUCGUCUGCGAUGCCGGCCAGCCCUACUGCCGCAAGUGCCACGACGCCGGCGUCGUCUGCCCGGGCUACGACGACAAGAAGCCGCUCAAGUGGAUUGCCACCGGCACCAUCUCGUCCCGGCCGCGGCACAAGAAACUCACGGCACUGGCCGACGGCGGCAAGGCGGGGGGUAAGCCGGCCAGCAGGGCACCCGCGAGAAAGAAGAAGCAGGAGCAGAGGCAGUCCGUCACGGCGACGGCCCCGACAGCGGACGGGCUCAAGAGCUCGCCGCAACAGCAGGAUGGAUGCUUGCCAGUCCUUCCGCACGUCGACCUGCGCUCGACCACCUGUGAUGUCGUCCAGGCUGCGUAUUACUACAACACUUGGGUCCUCCCCAGCUACGACUCGGCCCUCGAACUGGCCCCAAACCCCUUCAUCGCCAAGUUCCCCAUGGAGAUCCUGCCGUACCUGACCGACGGGCUGCGGCACACGGUCGUCGCCCUCGCCAUCGGCCACCGCAUCCACCAGCUCCCGCUGGACGCCAGCAGGGGCGACUCGGUCGACCUGUGGUCGCGGCUGUUCCACCACCGCUGCCUCGCCAUCCGCGAGCUGAGCCACGACAUUGCGUCCGAGGACAAGCGGUCGAGCGACAGCACCAUUGUCACCAUCAUAUUGUUUCUCUUUGUCGAGCUCCAGCAGAUGCCGGCGACAAACUGGCGGCAGCACCUCGACGGCUUAACGCAACUGAUUGAGCUCCGAGGAGGGCCCAGGCAGUUCCUCAAGAACCUGCCGUCACUAUCCAUCGGCCUGAGCAGUUUCUUCAUGGUCGGAGUCAUGGCAAACACGACGUGUCCUCCGCUGUGCGACAACUCUGCCGUCUCGCACUACGAGCUCAUCGACCUGCUCGCCACCAUGUACGGCGAGGGCAGCUACCCGACGUGCCUGUGCCCGCCGGCGCUGUUCGUCACCAUUGUCGAGAUCAACUACCUCCGCGCGCAGCAGGCCCUGGCCAACUUCAUGGCGCCGCCGCCGCCGGCCAGCCGCUCGAUCACGCCGCAGUCGCAACCGCCGCUGCUGUGGUCCGAGGAGAACGGCAGCAUGAUGGAGCUGCCGCUGUGGUCUACGCCGGAACACCAGGGCAACAGCAGCAGCGACGGGUACGACUUCGCUCAGAAGCGGCAGCAGCGGCAGGACAUGGUGAGCGACGUGAUGAUGGACGCGACGCUGGCCAUGGAUCUACCUCUGCUUCCUGAGACCACCACCACCAAUACCAAUACCACCACCACAUUCUCCAGAAGCAACAGCAACAGUGACAGCAGCACCAACAGCGACAGCACGAACACGCAGGAAUACUGGCUAGACCCAGCCCUCGCCCGCCACGACGUAGACGCCCACGCCCGGGCCCUGCUCAAGGACAUCCUCGCCUACUCCCCCGAGGACUCGGCAGCACCACCGCCACCGCCACAACAGCCCCGGUCCUUCCCCGAGGACCGCCUCGUCCUGGGCCGCCUCUGGCAGUCCGCCCUGGUCAUCUACCUCAUCGCCUCGCUCCAGAGCCUGGGCGCCCUCCGCUCGCCUUUUCUGCGGGGCCAGCUCGCGGGGCUCCGCGCCAUCCAUGGCGCCCGGCUGUACGAGCAGCUCCGGCUCGCCGUCGAGUCGCCCCGGCUCAAGAAGAGCGUGCUGUGGCCGCUCGUCGUGUGCGGCUUCGACGCCGCCAGCACCGUUGACAGCAGCAGGGGCGGCAGCGGCAAUGCCCCCUCCGCGGAGGUGGCUGCGACGGCCGAGGAGCGGCGCAGGUUCGUCGAGGCCCGGCUGCCGAUCCUGGGCCAGGACGUGGGCACCUCGCUGCCAGAGUAUGCGAGGAUGGUGCUGCGCAAGUUCUGGGACUCUGGGAGGACGGACUGGGACAGCUGUUUUGACAAGGCGUAUGCUUUUGUCACGUAG